UCAUUAAGUGUUUGACUCCUAAAAAUGGCACGAACGAAACAGACAGCUCGAAAGUCCACCGGGGGGAAAGCCCCAAGGAAGCAGUUAGCCACAAAAGCGGCAAGAAAAAGUGCACCAGCAACCGGCGGAGUGAAGAAACCUCAUAGAUACAGGCCUGGGACUGUAGCUUUGCGAGAAAUCCGAAGAUACCAGAAGAGUACGGAACUUCUCAUCAGAAAGCUGCCGUUUCAACGUCUUGUUCGAGAGAUAGCUCAAGACUUCAAGACGGAUCUACGGUUCCAGAGCUCUGCGGUCAUGGCGUUACAGGAAGCUAGCGAAGCGUACCUAGUAGGCUUGUUUGAGGACACGAAUUUGUGUGCGAUUCACGCCAAGCGGGUCACCAUCAUGCCGAAAGAUAUCCAGUUGGCUAGAAGAGUCCGUGGCGAGCGAGCUUGAAGUUUUAUUCGUCUCAUUUUUCGGUGUUUUGUGCCGUUUUGUGUCGUCUUUUCUAGGUUAGGUUAGGUUUAAUUUCAAGGAAAAAAAUACAAUACUGUACAAACCAGUUGCAGUUGAAGCCUAGUUUUAGUUUAGUUUUAAGUAGAUUUAGGUUAGACUUAUUCCAAGGAAAAAAAUACAAUACUGUACAAACCAGUUGCAGUUGAAGUUACAAGUGAAAUUUAGUUUUAGGUUAGUUUUAGGAAAGAUUGACAAAGCCCUUUUCAGGGCUGCAAA
This is a messenger RNA of Helicoverpa armigera (cotton bollworm), 711 nucleotides long. RefSeq names its product histone H3. Gene Ontology annotation, cellular component: nucleosome. Gene Ontology annotation, molecular function: structural constituent of chromatin; protein heterodimerization activity; DNA binding. The coding region runs from base 25 to 435 and encodes 136 amino acids. Lineage: Eukaryota; Metazoa; Arthropoda; Insecta; Lepidoptera; Noctuidae. The record is from RefSeq and is a predicted model, not a curated record. The transcript has a single exon.